AUCAACCUAUAAAAUCCCCACCAAGUAAGUCUUUAAACUUAGCGUGUAACCCCCCCAGGUUGCUAAAAAUCCCAAAAUCCCAAAUUUCAAGAGAAAAUACAGAGGACAUGCCCUCAGGUUUCGUGGUUGUAGCUGUGGCCCUGCACAAUUUUCCUAAAUGUGUCCCAACAGGUAUCUGACUGAGUAAAUAUCUCUAAGGUGAGGUGGUAGACUGGGCGGGGCUGCACAAAGUGACACACCUCUGCCCUGUGAAAGCUUUCAAUACCACAGAGAGGAGAGUGAGGAGUGAAAUAACUGCAGGAACUCCGAGACACAGGACAGGUUUUACUUUCCGUGUAAACACACAUACACAGCUGUUAACAACAGAAAUAAAGUAUUGGAAGCCUAUCAAUUCUGCUGUAUAUCCAUAGAAAGCUGCUCUAACUUAAACAUCUCCAUUUUCUGACACCAGAACAGCUGACACAGUGGACAAAGGAUGACAAACAUCUCACGAUAUCUUGUUAACCACCUGCUGACAUUUUCACUCCAGGACGGGGAUGUGCAGGGUGUGGAGGAAGCCCAGUCACGUCUCUCCUUCCUGGCUCAGAACAAAAAGCUGUGGAGUCAGCAGAUGUACCUGGACGUUGGAGCGGAGGCCAUUCAUCUCCGAGACAUACAGAGCCAGGACGAGCUGGAGAACUACUCUUUCAAAUCCAUCUUCCGCUGCGACGCCAUUAACACCGAAAAACACUUCCCAUCCCUCCUUCUGUUAGUCUGCCAAGGUGUAGAUCAGAAGAAGCCGGACAUUCAUUUCUUUAACUGCGAGACUGUGAAGGCUGAGCAAAUCUGUGACGACAUCGCACGCACGGUUUCCGGUUCCUCCACCAGCAGGAGUAAGAAGCUCCCUGAUGCCCUUAGGCUUCCUCAGAGUGGGGGAGAGAUGAUCGACCCCUAUGAAAUCCCAAGCCCCCCCAUCCCACAUGCUCCAAAUCCCCCACCAUCCAACCCUCCACCUUACCCUGGACUCAGAGCGAACGGCGUGAACAGCGGGCCUGAUAUCUCCUUCCUGCGAGCAGAGAGAGAAGUGGGGAUCCUCAAUCACUGUUUUGAUGACAUUGAGAACUUCAUGGCCAAGCUGCAGCAGACUGCAGAGGCUGCAACGGUGUUGAGCCAGAGGAAGAAGAAAAAGAAGAGAAGUAAAAAGCAAAGCGCUGAAGAAGAUUUACUCACUGCAAAGGCCCGCCCUCCACCAGAGGAGGAGUUCAUCGAUAUCUUCCAGAAAUUCAAAUAUUGCUUCAGCCUGCUGGCCCGUCUGAAAUCAACCAUCUCCAAUCCUUCAUCAGAGGAGCUUGUUCACCAUGUAUUCAAACCUUUGGAUAUGAUGGUGAAAACAACAGGGGGACCAGGUCUCGGAGCCUCAGUGUCCAGCCCUGCCCUGACCAACUCUGCUGUUUCCCUGCUACAAGACAACCUGAACGAGGAGGAGAGGCAGCUGUGGACAUCUCUGGGUCACAACUGGACACUCCCACGCUCUCAGCUCAAAGGACCUGUAGCUCCGUACACCCCUGUGUUCUUGGACGGUUGGAAGCCAGAAGCCCUGAGGGCAGACGGGCAGGUUUGGGAGGAUCCGGUUGAGUCACAGUACAACCAUGAGGACCUCAGAGUAAAACAAGAGCCUCCUCAGCCAGUCAGACGUCCAGACAGCCGCGUCAGCGAUGAAAUAGAUCGCAGCACAUUCCAACCAGAGCCUGAGAGAGUCUACAGCUGCACAUACGAUUUCAUAGCCAGGAACAGCAGUGAGCUUUCAGUGCAGCAGGGGGAGACACUCGAGGUGAUCGAAUCAUCCAAGCGCUGGUGGAAGUGUCGUAAUCGCUUCAACCAGAUCGGGUUUGUUCCCUUCAACAUCCUGGAACCCAUGGCUCACGUAGACAGCCCCGUCACCAACAAACCUCCCAGUGCUCCAGCUCCGCCUCCACUCGCCAAGACUUUCUCUGCAGUCCCACCCAGCCCUCUUGCUCCACCCCAGGCCCCCUCCCACUCCCCCAAGCGCCCACACAGCUUACCAGCAUACAGCCAACAUAUACCAGCUGCAGAGGACACAGAUAAUAAAGUCAUGUUGAUGAAUGACGAGCUGCUCCAGAGGCUGACCAAUGGGAAGAAUCUGAACAAACCUCUGGUCAUCCCUCGUUCCUCAGAGACCUCCGUUCCUCUGGACUACCACUCUCCUCCAGAGGAGGUAGCCGAGUGGCUCCGAGGGAAGGGCUUUAGUGAACCGACGGUGUCAUGUUUGGGGGUGCUGACAGGGGCCCAGCUCUUCUCCCUCAACAAGGAGGAGCUACGAGCUGUGAUUCCAGAUGAGGGCACCAGAGUGUACAGCCAGCUCUCUGUGCAGAAAGCACUGCUGGAGGACGCACGGAGGGCCACAGAGUUGGAGGCAGUCAUGGAGAAACAGAAAAUGAAGGUUGAUCUGAAACUGGAGAGCAGCACAUUGUGAGCAGCAGGCGUCUACAUCAUUAAGAGUGUCAGAUGAAGGAUUGUGUUCUUCUGGUAGUGUUGUCGCUUAAGAGUGAACAUCUGAAUUAUUAAUUGUAUUCACCAGAGAACAAACAUGUGACAGUGACUCCACCAUCUAACAUUGUCUGUGAAGACAAGGGUCAUUUUGACAGAGUUACUUCAUCUUAAAACCAGAGUAUUUGGCAGCGAAUCAAAAAUGCAAGCUUUUAAUGCAAGCAGGAGCUGUUCAAAUGACAUUUUAUCGUUAAAGUACACUAUUUGUAAUGUAUGUUUAUUUUAAUGUGAAUAGUUUUCUUCUGUCUCAUUUCUGCCUAGUAGGUACAGACUAACUUAAAUGAAACGUAUUUAUCUUUGUUUGUAAAAUACUUCUUUAAUAAUUCAUGAUUAACAUGCCGUGACAAUGACAAGACCGUGGCCAGCAGACAAUAAAAAUUAAAAUGGGAUUUUUUUUUAAUUGAGACUUUAAAGAAAGAAGUCCAGCAGAACAUAAACAGAUAUGACUUAACACAUUAGGUAAAGCAACGCAUCCAUUAAAAUUGGUUUGCAAGGAAUUUGGGCCAAAAUUUCAACUUAUGUCUUUACUAAUAAAAGGUAUGUACAGUUAUAGCA
Molecule: messenger RNA, 3102 nt
Organism: Siniperca chuatsi (mandarin fish)
Lineage: Eukaryota; Metazoa; Chordata; Actinopteri; Centrarchiformes; Sinipercidae
Product: epidermal growth factor receptor kinase substrate 8-like protein 1
Exons: 19
Coding region: 476-2473 (665 amino acids)
Biological process (GO): Rho protein signal transduction; regulation of Rho protein signal transduction; positive regulation of ruffle assembly
Cellular component (GO): vesicle; ruffle membrane; plasma membrane
Molecular function (GO): actin binding
Source: RefSeq, a predicted model, not a curated record